UCCGAGUUUCAGACGCUUCUCGCUCUUCCCGUAUGAUGGUGUUGGCCGAAUCGAAUGCGAGAGCCGCGUGAACUUCGCAAACUCCUCAAAAACUCGCGAAGUGCAACCGUUUCGAAGGCGAAAAAACCCUACGAUGAACGCGACGACUAAAUACUGUGACUUGGAGGGAUUUCAGAACAGUUACGCGGAAAUUCACGGACUUCUGAGCGUCUUCGUUUGUGUUUUGGGUUCGGUGGCGAACGUGUUGAAUAUUUGCGUGUUGACCAGGAAGGAGAUGACUUCGCCGACGAAUUUGAUCCUGACGGGACUGGCCCUUGCGGAUUUGUUAGUUAUGGUCGAAUAUAUUCCGUUUAGUUACUACAAUUAUUUGAAUAUAGAGAAGAGGAAGUACAUUAGCCAUUUUAGUUAUAGUUGGGCGGUUUUUAUGAUUUUCCACGCGCUUUUUAGUCAAUUGUUCCAUUUCAUUUCUUGUUGUUUGACUGUGAUCCUGGCGCUUUGGAGGCUGCUUACCAUCAAAAAUCCCCCGUACACGAAGUUCUGGUGCAAUUUGAGGACAACUCUUAUAGUUAUCAUUUCGACUUACUUAUUAUGCCCGUUAAUUUGUUUUCCUCUAUAUAAAACCUACACAAUACAAGACUUCAAUCAAACGAUUGAUGCUAACGACAAAAUCAUAAAACUAACAGAAUCUAAAAAUACCGAAAUAUUCUACGGCAAAAUAUAUGUUAUACAGUACGUUAAUCACUUCUACUCCCAGUUGAGCUUCUGGCUUUACACAGUAGUUAUUAAACUUGUUCCGUGUAUAUUACUAACAUUUUUGUCUACUAAACUAAUUAUGGUGUUAGUGGAAACAAAGAACAGGAAAAAUAGGCUGCUUGGACGCAACAUCCAAAUGACCAAUCUGAAUAAAGAUUCCAAUGCGAUAAUAGUGCAGAAAACCAAAGACAAACAAGCGGACAGGACAUCGGUGAUGUUAGUUGCUGUGCUGUUGCUGUUUUUAAUAACUGAAUUUCCCCAAGCAAUUUUGGGAUUGUUAAGUGCCACAAUGGGAGAAACGUUUUACAAUGAGUGCUACAUGCCUUUAGGAGACGUAAUGGACAUUUUCGCUCUGACGAAUUCCGGAAUCAACUUCAUCCUCUAUUGUACGAUGUCUAGACAAUUCCGAUCGACAUUCGGGGAGUUUUUCAAACUGAAAAGAAUUCGGAAAUUCAACUCGCUGAUCAAAAGCAACGCCAGAGAGAAAAUCAUUGAGAAGGAUACACAACUGACGGCGGUCAACUGACAUCGAUGGAACAAUCAAUGAAUUAUUGAAUAGCACAAGAUAUGUAAGAAUAUCGAACAGGUUUUCUUGUAAACUGGAGUUAAAUAUUUGAUCAGAAUGUGUUUAUCAAUAAGAAAAUGAAUGUGAUUCAAAAACUAUACUGAUAUGUAGGUACAUUUAUUAGAAUAAGUAUAAAAAUUCUGGUAUCCAAAUAUUAGGCAGAUUAAGAAUUAUUAAUUAUGAAAGAAAAUAUUAGAAAAUUUC
Messenger RNA from Phyllotreta striolata, 1522 nucleotides. The record is from the annotation of a GenBank genome assembly. NCBI's taxonomy places the organism in Eukaryota, Metazoa, Arthropoda, Insecta, Coleoptera, Chrysomelidae.